UAGAUUCUCUUUCGCCGUGGUGGACGCAGCAUUUUUUGGCGGCAUUUUAAGCCUUUUGCAUUUUUGUCUAUAAUUUAUAUAAUUUAAAAGAUGUCGCAGAUUUGUAAACGCAGUUUGUUGACAGCCAACCGCUUGGCAAUUAAUGCACCAGCCGUUCUACGUUGCAAAUCAACAUGGUUUUCGGAGGUACAAAUGGGUCCACCGGAUGCCAUUCUGGGUGUGACAGAAGCCUUCAAGAAAGAUACCAAUCCCAAGAAGAUUAAUCUGGGCGCUGGCGCCUAUCGCGAUGACAACACCAAACCCUUUGUGCUUCCCAGCGUGCGUGAGGCUGAGAACCGCAUUGUCAGCCGCGGCAUGGACAAGGAGUAUGCCACCAUUAUUGGUGUGCCAGACUUCUACAACAAGGCCAUCGAACUGGCUUUAGGAGAGCAAUCGCAGCGCCUAAAGGCCAAGCACAAUGCCACAACACAGGCAAUCAGUGGUACAGGAGCUUUGCGUAUUGGUGCAGCCUUCCUGAGCAAAUUCUGGAAGGGCAAUCGCGAGAUUUACUUGCCCACGCCAUCUUGGGGCAAUCAUGUGCCCAUUUUCGAGCACGCCGGUUUGCCAGUGAAGCGUUAUCGCUACUACAAUCCCAAGAACUGUAACUUGGACUUCAAUGGCAUGGUUGAAGAUUUGAAGAAAAUCCCCGAGAACUCCGUUGUGCUACUGCACGCCUGCGCCCAUAAUCCUACUGGCGUGGAUCCCACUGCCGAGCAAUGGCGUGAGCUGUCACAAGUGUUCAAGCAGCGCAAGCUGUAUCCCUUCUUCGACAUGGCCUAUCAAGGCUUUGCCACCGGCAACGUUGAUGGUGAUGCCCAGGCUGUGCGCAUCUUUGAGGCUGAUGGCCAUGACUUCUGCUUGGCUCAGAGUUUCGCCAAGAACAUGGGUCUUUAUGGUGAACGCGCUGGCGCGUACACUGUGAUCUGUGCCGACGAACAGGAAGCCGCUCGUUGCUUGUCCCAGAUCAAGAUUCUUAUUCGUGCCUUGUACUCCAAUCCUCCCAUUCAUGGUGCACGCAUUGCUGCCGAGAUUCUCAACACUGCCGAUCUGCGUAGCCAGUGGCUGAAGGAUGUCAAGGGCAUGGCCGAUCGCAUCAUCAAUGUGCGCACUCAGCUCAAAACGAAUCUGGAGAAACUUGGCUCAACCCGCAACUGGGAGCAUAUUGUCGAUCAGAUUGGCAUGUUCUGCUUCACGGGUUUGACGCCCGAGCAAGUCGAUAGCUUGAUCAAGAAUCACAGUGUCUACCUCACCAAGGAUGGUCGUAUCUCCAUGGCCGGCGUAACCAGCAAGAAUGUCGAGUACCUCGCCGAGAGCAUUCACAAGGUGACGAAGUAAACUGGAAUCGAAAAGUUUGCAUCGUUUUCUACAGCUAAAAAGCUACUUAUUGGCACCUGUUAAAUGAUGUACCUAGGAGCAUAUAUAGCAGAAUCCGAGAUAUACGUACGAUAUUGCAUUUUCAUUUAUCUCUUACUCUCUUUCAUACACACUUUGUACAUAAGAUUCUAGAUCUGCCUUUAAGCAUAAAGCAUUUUUAAAUUUAUAUACACACACAAAAGCACAUACUGCAAUCUAUUUCAAUUAACUUAAUUAUGCAAUCUAAUAUAAAGACGCGUAUUUAAGCAAAACAA
This is a messenger RNA of Drosophila albomicans, 1667 nucleotides long. RefSeq names its product aspartate aminotransferase, mitochondrial (gene Got2). Lineage: Eukaryota; Metazoa; Arthropoda; Insecta; Diptera; Drosophilidae. Gene Ontology annotation, cellular component: mitochondrion. The transcript is spliced from 4 exons. Gene Ontology annotation, biological process: L-aspartate catabolic process; biosynthetic process. The coding region runs from base 91 to 1374 and encodes 427 amino acids. Gene Ontology annotation, molecular function: L-aspartate:2-oxoglutarate transaminase activity; pyridoxal phosphate binding. The record is from RefSeq and is a predicted model, not a curated record.